CGUAAUUAUGAUAACAGGGCUUCGACUAGUCCGGCGAUAUACGAAGAUUGGGUAAUGCAAGAAAUCGGUUCUGUAGAUAUGUGUGAUUACGCCGGACGAUGAUUUAGCUGAGCUAUUGAAGGCAAAAGCAAAUAUAUGUAGACGCACAUGGCUCAGAUACUACUUUUCUGCAUCAGUUUUUUUUUUCCUUCUACAUUCCGACAGAUUUUAGUAAGAGGAUGCCCGUGUAGCAUUGAAACUGCCAGACUACUGACGAUUCGAGAAAUUCUCGAAAGUCACGAAAGACGGAAUUCGAAAGGAAGGGGGGGUGGUUCAAGACGAAAAGAUGGGACGAUCACGGAGCCUUUGUUGUCUCCUACCCCCAUCAUUGAUGCCUCCAUGAUCUGUUCUCUCGCGACCGGGCCCAAAAUCGGUUACCAGCUCUAUCAUGCAGGGCGAGCACUGAAAAGUUCUGACCUAGCUCCAGAAGAAGAGCGAGAUCGACCUAGGCGAAGGGACGGAAAGAAGGGUUCGGGUAGAAGGGCUUCGGCAACGCAGGUACGCUGUGUGACCAUUGUACUAAGGAUACUAAGCUCAUACAUUUCGUAUUGGGGGCCAGCCCCGCCGUACACGGACGUUGCGAGCUUGGGAUACACCACCGGCUUUGUCGAGGACGCCGGUAUCAGCUCCACCACAAGGCCGAUAUCAAGCAGCCCCCUCUUAUGUCCUGUGAAAAUUCGACGUGUACUGUGACCCGAAGGUCGUCAAGGAUUAGGAUCUACGGCAAAGCUAUAUUUUACCGGGAUGAACCGUUACUGCAUCUACCAUCUACAUCGAGUCCGGCCUCUUCCAGUGUCACCGAUAUCCCGCGGACCUUCUCGCAUCAGAACCUACGAAGCGAAACUUGGCUGGGCUACCUAACAAGCCAUAGAGCAUAUUUUUAAGGUUCCGUCUUCUGGGAGGUGGCUAACAGUCACUCAAAGCACAACUGGUGCC
Guyanagaster necrorhizus is the source of this 975-nucleotide messenger RNA. RefSeq lists its product as uncharacterized. The record is from RefSeq and is a predicted model, not a curated record. The coding region runs from base 148 to 732 and encodes 194 amino acids. Lineage: Eukaryota; Fungi; Basidiomycota; Agaricomycetes; Agaricales; Physalacriaceae. The transcript has a single exon.